This is a messenger RNA of Colletes gigas, 1132 nucleotides long. Its product is annotated as ATP synthase subunit C lysine N-methyltransferase. Lineage: Eukaryota; Metazoa; Arthropoda; Insecta; Hymenoptera; Colletidae. Gene Ontology annotation, cellular component: mitochondrion. The record is from RefSeq and is a predicted model, not a curated record. The coding region runs from base 333 to 977 and encodes 214 amino acids. Gene Ontology annotation, biological process: peptidyl-lysine trimethylation; positive regulation of proton-transporting ATP synthase activity, rotational mechanism; regulation of mitochondrial ATP synthesis coupled proton transport. Gene Ontology annotation, molecular function: protein-lysine N-methyltransferase activity. The transcript is spliced from 6 exons.
UUCAAAUUUAAUGAUGUAAUCAAGUUCCGAAUCUUAAAUAUUGACUUUUCUUCAACUUCACAUUCUUAAAAAAUAAGGAAAUACUGCAGCCAGAAGUUGAAUACAUAUCUAAUCCCGAGUUACCAGAUUAUCUAACGAAGAUACCAUAUACCAUCUUGAAAUUAUCUUCUUCGUCCAUGUGGAUUACUCGCGGCUAGUGAAUCUAAAAGGGGGUCUUUUCUCGUUUGUAUUUUUAACAAAUAUUAAACAUACAAAAUGUGUAAGAUUCAUCAAUUACAAAUUAUAGAUUACAAUGCUAGCAUUUAUAAUUUUCUUGGAAGGAAGUUUCUUUUAUGUUCAAAAAUUUUAAUCAAGCAUCAAUUUACUUAGCAGAGGUUAAUGAAAUAAGUUACAUCUUAAGUAAUACUACCACCACACCACGGAAAGCUUCGAAACUUGGUUUAUACCUUAUCGGGAUAACAGGAGGUAUUGCAACAGCUAUCAGUAUAAUAUGUAUUCCAUUUGUGAGCCCUGCGUUUCGUAAAAUAUGUUUGCCUUACGUGCCAGCCACCAGGCAACAAGUACAAAAUGUAUUACAAGCCUUAGAUGGACGCGGUGGAUCUGUAGUUGAUCUUGGAAGCGGAGAUGGACGCAUAGUUUUUGCUGCAGCGAAAGCUGGAUUCAAAGCUCAUGGCGUUGAAUUAAAUUCUUGGUUAGUAUGGUAUUCCAGAUUGAAAGCCCUACUUACAGGAUUAUCGUCGCAAACAUCUUUUAUAAACCAAAAUCUAUGGAAGUAUAAUUUAAGAAAUUAUGAUAAUGUUGUUUUAUUCGGUGUUGAUCAAAUGAUGGAAGACAUAGAAAAGAAAUUCAGGACAGAAUUACAAAACAACUGUGUGAUAGUUGCUUGUAGAUUUCCACUUCCUAAUAUGAACGCACUAAAAAUAGUCGGUCAAGGUGUCGAUACCGUUUGGAUUUAUAAAGUUUCAAAAAGGACUUGAAAUUAUAUGUUUAUUCUUAGAUAUGAGUACAAGUGUCUAAACGAUACUUCUAGUACUUUCAUAUAAAAAGGAUGGCAUUUUGAUUUGCAUGUUCUUUCUUUUUAUAAUCAACAUCCAAACAUACUAUAUUCUCUUCAAUUAUACUGUCAGGAACA